AUGGCAUUUCUUGGGGAACCCUCAUCAGGAACGGACCUUAGGGAGACUAAAGUCCCACAACUAGUUGCUGGCCUUACGUCGACUUGGGUACUGGGGGUUAUUACUGUCGGAUUACGUGUUUUAGUUCAGAAACUCACCAAGAAUAAGUUAUGGCUGGACGACUGGCUUAUCAUCGCCUCGUUGGCUAUGGGCCUGUUUGUCGCUGAGUACAUGUACACCUUGAGCAUUGUCUUUAUCAAGUGGUCGAUACUCGCCUUCUAUUGGCGUAUCUUCAGUACCAACCCCACGACCCGGUUGCCCAUGUGGAUUUUGUACAGCAUCAUUGGCGCUUGGGGAAUCGCAGUUGUUCAUUUGGUCACUUCAUUCCAACGCUUGCCGAUAUCCGCCUUCUGGGAAAGAUUUGAUCCAGUCAAUCCCAUGCCUGCAUCUGAAUACACUUGUGGCGUCGACGUUCACACUUUCUUUAAAGCCAAUGCUAUCCCGAAUAUCGCCACUGAUGUAUUUAUCUUGCUUCUGCCCCUGCCGUACAUCUGGACACUGCACCUGUGUUGGGCACAGAAGGUGGCCGUUACCAACAUUUUCAUCGUUGGUCUCUUCGUCACGGUCGUAUCUGUCGUGCGGCUCACUUUCGUCCUUGCACUCGAUAUCGCCUCCCCUGACGUCACUUGGAAUGGAAGCGAUGAGAUGAUGUGGACCGGUAUUGAAGUUAAUGUAGCCACUGUCUUACUGACAUCCAUCCCAGCCUGCCUGCCCUCCCUAAAGCCCAUCCUCAACUUCAUGAUGCACGGCAACGUUAACCCCAAAUCACACUCGUCUGGUCCCCAAGGCCACAGCGAUAUCGUGACCAUCAGGAGCACGCCGGCAAAGGCAGAAAAGAGGUGGGGCGCUGCUGGGCUGAAUAACUCAAACCACUUUGCGUCAAGCUCGCAUAUUAAAACAUGGGGGUUUCGUAUCAUCGAUGACCUAUAUCAGUUUGCACACCUUACAGAUAACCAACUGGAGGCAAUUGAGCUGGGUAGUAUUGAAGAGAACGGAAGCGAUGCUGGAGAUACAGACUCGUAG
This is a messenger RNA of Bipolaris victoriae FI3, 1062 nucleotides long. RefSeq lists its product as hypothetical. The record is from RefSeq and is a predicted model, not a curated record. The transcript is spliced from 5 exons. Lineage: Eukaryota; Fungi; Ascomycota; Dothideomycetes; Pleosporales; Pleosporaceae. The coding region runs from base 1 to 1062 and encodes 353 amino acids.